Messenger RNA from Prorocentrum cordatum, 1365 nucleotides. Lineage: Eukaryota; Dinophyceae; Prorocentrales; Prorocentraceae. The record is from the annotation of a GenBank genome assembly.
AUGCAGCGGGCCCGCAGCGCCGCGCCCGCGCGCGCGGGCGAGAGCCCCGCGCCAGGCCGCCGCGGCGAGGCGGCCAGCGCAGCUCCGGCGGAGCACGGGGCGGCCACCGAGCAGCUCGGGGCUCUGAUGGCCCUGCUCGGGCCGCGGUACAAGACAGUCUCGCGCGAGCUGCUGCUGGAGCAGGCGGCCGUGUCCGAGCGCCGCAGCCGCCGGAGACGCGGCACCGCCGCCCCUGAGGCCGAGAGCCUCACCGACGCGGGCGGCCGCCUGUGGGCGCUGGCCGAUACCUCUGCCCCCGCGGCGCAGGAGACCCAGACGAGUCAGCCCACCGCGGACGAGCGGGAGUUCCGCGACUGGGCGCUCGCCUUGCUCCGGGAGGACGCACUGGACGCCGACGCGCGGCGGCACGCCGACGCGGAGGGCGCCUGCGCGUCGGCGUGCCGAGUCGCGGCGGCCGUGGCGCCCGCGGCGGUGCGCGGCGGCACGGCCGCGGCCCGGGCACCGCCGCGCCUGCAGGCGGCCGACGGCGCCGUGAGUGCCGUGGACGUGGGCAGGCCCGCGCGGCACGCGGUGGCCGCCGCCCCGGCAGCCGCGGAGGCGCAGGGGUCGGCCACCGCCGCGGCGGGCCCCCCGCGGGUAGCUAGGAACGCUUCGCUCGUCCAGAAGACGUGGACGCAGCGCAGGAACAGCGAAUGCAGAAACGCGAUGAUCAAGCAGCAGUUGUUGACCCAAGACCUCAUCAAAAUCCAGGCGCGCGCGCAGGCCCUGUCCGAGGGGCUCGAGACGAUGAGCUCGGCGCUGAUCGGGCCCGCCGUUAAGCGGCAGCCCGUGGUGCUCCCGUUGUCUGCCCUCGGGAAAAGGCCGCCCUUGCCGAUGGCCUCGGGCGGCUUCCAGAAGCUCUUCGCACGGCUUUCGGAUCGCCUCGCAGUUGCUCCGAUUCUGGCGCGGGACGCGCCGCGGCCGCCGUCUCCGCGGGCCUGCUCCCGCUGGGCGCCUGGCCCUUUUGCGGGUGCCCCGUUCGCGCGGCGGGGCGCUCCGCUCAAGCAGCCGCCCCCGCCCUCGUUCCGCCUCCGCGGUGCCCCCUUUGCUCGCUCGCAUCCCGACCUGUGGGCCCUCCAGCGCCGCAGCGCCGCGCGCCCGCCGGCGCCGCGGCAGCGCACGGGGCUGUGCUGCAAGGGGGGCCACGUCCACCCCCGAGGGCGGCACGUGCCCGCCACCGUGCCGCGGGGUGCCGAGCGGAGCGUGCCGGGGCCCUUUGUCGCCCCGGGGCCCGUGCUCGGUGCUCCCGCGUGCUCCCGCUCUGCCGCUCCAGGGCGGGCUACCAUUAUGAGGCUUCGCCUGUCCACCCCGUGGGCCUCCUUCUAG